This is a messenger RNA of Boleophthalmus pectinirostris (great blue-spotted mudskipper), 2021 nucleotides long. It is a transcript of the gene ddt, whose product is annotated as D-dopachrome tautomerase. NCBI's taxonomy places the organism in Eukaryota, Metazoa, Chordata, Actinopteri, Gobiiformes, Gobiidae. Gene Ontology annotation, molecular function: phenylpyruvate tautomerase activity. The transcript has 3 exons. The coding region runs from base 68 to 424 and encodes 118 amino acids. The record is from RefSeq and is a predicted model, not a curated record.
CUGUGCGGUACCGCUAUAUAAACGCCGACCGCAAAAAGAACAUACAUUCUUGGAAAUUUUUUUCGCCAUGCCUUUCCUCGACCUCCAGAGCAACCUGCCUGCGUGCAGCUUUUCCGAGGAUUUUUUAAAGAAGUUUGUGUCGGUGACUGCGGCCGCUUUGGAGAAACCAGAAGACCGUAUGCAUGUGGUGGUGCAUCCUGGUCUCCCCCUGAUGAUAAAGGGAUCCUGCGCACCUGGCAUCAUCCUCUCUGUGUCGGCCAUUGGAGCCACAGACUCUGCAGAGAAGAACGCAAAACACAGCGCCAAGAUCUUCAACUUCCUCACCAGCGAACUCAACCUCUCUGAAGACAGGAUUGGGAUCAUAUUCAACGCUCUACAGCUUCAUCAAGUGGGCAAGAAGGGAACUGUCAUGAGCUUCUUAUAAACAUAACAUUUCAAAUGAGUGAAUAUUUAGACAGUACACAUUGUUCUCGGGAUAGCCACCUUAGUUUGUUAGUGCAACUUAGUUUCAGAUUGGUCAAAGCCAAGGAUAUUUUUUUAAUAUUUGCACAAAAUUCACAAAUGGUUAACUUACCCCAUUUGAUAGAAGGGUGUAGGCCAGUGUAAAAUUCAGUGAAUGAGUGAAUUCUGGAGGUUUUGAGCUCUCACACGAGCCAUGGCCUGUCUAUAUACUGAGAAUGAGAAAAACUUGCAUGUUUCCUUUAUAUGCAGGGUAAGGCACUGACGACCUAGGUUCAGUUAUGACUCUUUUUAAUCCAGUAAUAGAGCUACACAUAAGUGCUUUGUUUUUUGCAGUUGGAAAAAAAAAAUUCAGUGCAACCCACAUGAAGUAUAUCUUUAUUGUAAACACAAUCCAUUUGUUUUGUAAUAACACAGGAAGGAUUCCGGGCACAUUUAUUGCAGUUAUCUUUUAAAGUGCAAAUGACAGGUUUCAUGUUUUUCAAAUUAUUUCUUGGUAGGGCUACAAAAAUACAAGAGUUGAGUUUUGAAACAGAAUACUUCUAGCCUACCUAUCCUGUAAUUAUGAUGUAGUUUCAUGUAAUUAUGGUCUUACUAUUUGACUUCUCUAAUUAGGAUUUUGGAUAAUAUAACAUUAUCGAUUCAUAACUUUAUCUGGUUACUGCACAUGACGGAGUUGCCUGAAUUACUGCACUUUUAUCAUCUUAUUGGAAUAAAGCACAGGGAAAUACAGACGGUUCUUCAAGAAGAUGGCUUUAAAUUAUAACAUGAGCUUGUCAACUUUGUAAAGUCACCUUAGGGAUGGGUUCACAUUUGCACAACUGAACCGCUUUGGACUUUGGCACAGCCAGAAGAGGUGGGCCAAAGCACUGCAGGGUUGCUUGUGCACACUGCUGUUUCAGGAGACGUACCUAUGAAAAACCCAGGGCCAAAUUUCUUAUCGCUUCUAGACUCUUGCGACAAACUGAUGCCAUAUGGAAUAUCACUGGUUGGUAGACAGAUUCUCACUAAAAUGAUAAAACUCACCAAAAUUUAAAAAAAACAGUGGGUUGGUUAAAUCGGUAGUCUAACUUGUCAUAUGCACUUUAAGCACAUUCUCACAUUUCAGUUGAUGAUACAGUGCAAUAAACAUUGCCUGGUAAAUCCAGAAUGAUAUCUCUGUAUUUUUUAUACAGAGGAUAAAGUAUUGAAGAAGUGUGUAUUCUGGUUCCCAGGCAACAAAAAGCAAGUACAUACCUCAAUGUUUAGGUUUUUUGAUGGACACUAUUCUAUUGUUACAUUACUGUGAUUUUCAGUUUGAAUCUCAAAUGUUCAAAAGUAUCUUGAGCUGAGACAAUAAGUAAAUUAUUAAAAUGGGUUUUUAUCAUCUAUUUUUUAAAAUGAAGGUACUGUUAAUGUGUAAUAUAGCUAAAAUUAUUCUCUGUAAAUCUGUGACAAUCCAAUAUCCAAUGAAACAUUCAUUCCACUUUUACACUGUCCUUCAUUCAUUCUGGUUUUCUUUACCUUUGCAGAAAAUUAAUUUUUUUUUGUGAGAAAAAUAAAUAAAUGAAGUUAUAAAAAGA